CAGUUGUACAAUCCUCCUCGUUGAACAUGUCAGGAAUUUGCAGACCUCGUCUAGCAGAAGAGCGCAAACAGUGGAGAAAAGAUCACCCGUUCGGAUUUUAUGCAAAACCAGCCAAAGCUGCUGAUGGGUCAAUGAAUUUGAUGGAGUGGGAGGUUGGGAUCCCAGGAAAACCUAACACUCCAUGGGACGGCGGCCUUUUUAAACUGGUGAUGAGCUUCCCCGAGGAUUAUCCAUCAAAGCCACCGAAAUGCAAGUUCACCCCUCCCCUCUUCCACCCUAACGUGUAUCCUUCGGGCACUGUUUGCCUCUCCAUUCUUGAUGAGGAGAAAUCAUGGAAGCCCGCCAUUACUAUCAAACAGAUUCUGCUAGGUAUUCAAGAUCUCCUUGAUGAUCCAAACGUCAACGAUCCUGCGCAGAGCGAUGCGUAUACGAUGUUCAAAAACGACAAACAGGCUUACGAGAGACGCAUUAAACAACAGGCACGAGAUAAUAUACCAAAGUGAAGUUAUGUUCGAUAUCCUGUACAAUCUAAAUGAUUUGCAAUGAGCUUUGUGUAUUUUACAUUUGAUACGUAUAUGGUAAAAUAGGUAUGGCGAAGUCGCCACCACUCUUCC
This is a messenger RNA of Laccaria bicolor S238N-H82, 614 nucleotides long. RefSeq lists its product as uncharacterized. Gene Ontology annotation, molecular function: SUMO conjugating enzyme activity. Gene Ontology annotation, cellular component: nucleus. Bases 27 to 503 code for a protein of 158 amino acids. NCBI's taxonomy places the organism in Eukaryota, Fungi, Basidiomycota, Agaricomycetes, Agaricales, Hydnangiaceae. The transcript is spliced from 8 exons. Gene Ontology annotation, biological process: protein sumoylation. The record is from RefSeq and is a predicted model, not a curated record.